AUGUCCAUACUUCAGGAGUUGGUUUAUAGUAACGACUAUGACAUCAUCUGUCUUUGUGAAACCUGGUUAAAUGAUUCUGUUCUAAACAAUGAAUUGCUUCCUGGAUAUUCAAUCCACCGCCGCGACAGACAAGCGCAGAUCGGUGGAGGUGUGCUAUAGUGGCCGUAAGAACAAAUAUAGAAAGCCGCCGUCGGGAAGACCUCGAAAGGGAGAACAUUGAGCUAAGGGACCGGUCAUUAUUUAAGGCGGGGGGUGGCACCGAAGAGAAAAGGGUUGGGUAAACAAAUUUUUGAGUAAGUAAAAGGUUGAGUAAAUGAAAAACAAAACAACUCAAAGGUUGGGCAAUAAAAAAUUAUUGUCAUUUCCAAAGCAUGACUCACUUAAAUAUUGGAGACUGAAAAGCAAUGCCAACAGUCAUAUGUAAAUACAAUAUGUGAAUCAAUCAGAGUCACUCUCUUGUCUAUCUUGAUCAUUUUCCGAUUUGUUGGGAGACAAAUGGUGUCUCCAAAGAAAGUACAUGUGCUGACAACAUGAAACUUUAGACUGCAGAAAAUUGCACAAGCCGUUAUCAAACUCGUGUCACAGAAGUGGUAAAGGACAUGUGCGACAACUGAAUGGUAUCCUUUUGUAAAGGUUUUGGCCAGGGGUGGGUAUUUAUUUUCUAAUUGAUAUUUGAGGUUGGGUAAUCAAAUUUUUUACUUUCUAAUGGUUGGGUCAGCAAAAUUUUCGACACGAAAAACAUUUCUCUUCGGUGCCACCCCCCACCAUAAAUAAUGACCGGUCCCUAAUCGCUGUUGAAAUUCACAAAAGUUGUAGUAAGCCAUUGCUCCUGUAUACAUUCUAUCGUCCUCCUCAAUCCCCGUCCAACGUUCUAAACCAACUCACUCUUCACUUCAAGACUCCCCUGAGUCCAGUUGCAUCGUCCAGUUGGGAGACUUUAACUUACCCACCAUUUCGUGGUCUGAAGAUCAGUCUGCACCGCUGAAUGCCAGAGGACUCGCGGAUGAUGACAUUUUCUGUAACUUUGUGGACGACAAUUUCCUUCAUCAAUCCAUAAAAGGUCCUAUACCCAUAUCGCUGGUAAUAAGCUUGAUCUAUUAUUGUGUAACCACCCCGAGGUUAUCGAAAAUGUUGCUGCAGUCUCUCCUGAAGAACAUAAUUUCCCGACAGAUCAUCACAUUAUAGAAUUUCGGGUUAAAUUAAGAUUUUUAAAAACGAGCAAAGCCAAUUACGCGUACGACCUACAAUUAUGAGCAUGGGAAUUUCAAUGACCUACGCAGCUUCCUUCUUCGUGAACCCCUGGACAUUGAUCUUUCAGACGAUAUUGAUGUUUGCUGGUCAAAAUGGAAGAAUUUGUUUUCAAAAGCAGUAGCCAAAUUCAUUCCCGUUAAAACAAUCAAGGAUACCAAUUCCCCACCGUGGAUCGACGGAGGAGUGCGUCACUUAAUUCGUAAGAAAUAUGUUGCUCUGAGAAAAUUUCGAGAAUCGAAAACCGUUGUAAGAAAGCUAAAGCUACGCACAGCUACUCAAAACGUCAAGAGUCUCAUCAAAAGAAAACAUCGCGAGUACCUAGCUAAAGUUGAAGACUCGCUCAGCAGUAACCCUAAGCAUUUUUGGAGCUAUCACAAAGCCAUUCUCCAUCAUCGGACUAGUCCAAGCACCAUAAUUACAUAUGACGGUGCCACAGCUAAAACUGCAUCAGAAAAAGCAAACCUUUUCAACCAAUAUUUCUCUUCAACGUUCUCACAUCCAAGCACUGAUAAUGCGGUCAAUGAAGUUACAUCAAGCCACUCAUUUCCUUUAAAGACGGACAUGCUACUAUCCAACAUUACCCUUUGUGUCGAAGAGGUCUCGGAUUGUCUAAAUUCCCUGGACACAACAAAAGCCUGCGGCCAAGACGGGAUACCCUCUAGGCUCUUGAAGGAAUGUAGUCAACAAGUUGCACCAAGUCUUUGUACCAUCUUCAACCACUCUCUCAUUUGCGGUCGCUUUCCUUUCGAGUGGAAAUCUGCCAACGUCACGCCUGUCCACAAGAAAAACUCCAAAGAACCAGCCGAAAAUUAUAGACCUAUUUCCCUGCUAUCAAUUGUGAGUAAAGUCAUGGAACGCUGCGUCUACAAUCACAUGUACGCUGACGUUAUUCAACUAAUUUCUCCACUACAACAUGGAUUUCUGAGAAAGCGUUCAUGUAUAACACAACUGCUCUCGGUACUUCACAACAUUGGUCAAAAUCUUGACAAUAACACCCAGUCGGAUGUUUUGCGGUACCUUGAUCUUGCCAAAGCAUUUGACUCGGUUGACCAUCAAAUACUUGUUGAGAAACUAAAAUGCUACGGCGUGGCUGGACGACUCCUGGACUGGUUCACUGACUACCUGAACGGUCGAACUCAAAGGGUUGUGAUCGACGGUGCUGUAUCCCAGUGGGUCCCUGUUACCUCCGGGGUGCCUCAAGGAAGUAUCCUGGGUCCCUUGUUAUUUGUUAUAUUCAUUAACGAUCUCCCUGAAAUUAUUCCAAAUGGUACCAAUACAGCACUGUUCGCGGACGAUACCAAAUUACAUCGAAACAUCUCGUCUCUGACUGACUGCGACGGUUUACAGCAAGCCCUCAGCAACAUUAACAUCUGGAGCCAGCAGAACAAUAUGAAAUUCAACAGCACAAAAUGUAAAGUUCUCACCAUGACACGCAAGCAAAAUCCUGUGGUUUACGAUUACCAACUUGGCUCUGCCAUAUAUCAGCAAGAGAAAGAUCUUGGAGUUACUAUAUCAUCCAAACUCACCUGGCAUCAUCACAUAUUUGUGUAA
This is a messenger RNA of Paramuricea clavata, 2802 nucleotides long. Lineage: Eukaryota; Metazoa; Cnidaria; Anthozoa; Malacalcyonacea; Plexauridae. The record is from the annotation of a GenBank genome assembly.